AUGGAUGGUCCACCGGGUACUGGUAAUGCCAAUCUAGGCCCUCCUAAUAUGCCAAGUUUUCCUCCUAUCCCCCCACCACCUGGAUCAAUUGCUGGUCCAAUGCCUCCGCCAUCGGGAUCUAUACCCCCUGUAAGUUCAUCUUCUGGUCCGCCUUUACCCCCUGGAAUGGGACCUCCAGGAAUGAUGAAUAUGGGCCCUCCACCGGGUAUGGGCCCUCCUCCACCGGGUAUGGGGCCUCCGCCACCAGGAAUGGGUCCCCCGCCACCUGGAAUGGGUCCCCCGCCGCCAGGGAUGGGCCCCCCGCCGCCAGGGAUGGGCCCUCCGCCGCCAGGGAUGGGCCCUCCGCCGCCAGGGAUGGGCCCUCCGCCUCCAGGUAUGGGUCCACCUCCUCCAGGUAUGGGUCCACCUGGCAUGGGUCCCCCUGGAAUUAGUGGUCCACCUAGAAUGACUUCUAGUAUGAUGCAUGGAAGUCCCAAUGUGAAGAAUAAUUACAAUCAAACGAUGGAUUUAGGCCCGCCUGGAUUGGGUCCACCUCCAAAUAUGCCACUACCUGGGAUGGGUCAUGGCCCUUGGGAAGGUCAAGGACCUUCUGGGUGGAGCAGGCAAGGAAUAGAUGAUGGUACUGCUGGGUGGGAUGACAGAGAUGAUGAUCAUGAUGAUGACCAUGAGGAUGAUGAGGACUCCAGUGGUCUAAACACUUCUCUACCAUCUCUUCUGACUAUGAAAAUAGAUACACCUGAAGAGUUCAGAAACAAACCAGCUUCUGUGACUGGUGUUGUCUUACCAAAAGCUUUAGAAGAAGCCUUGGCAUACAAAGAUCAAAGACAGGCUGCUUUAGGAAAGGAAAUAGAAAGGGCACCAGCUGAUGAAGAAGAACCCGUAGUUCCCCCUGCACCUGUGAUAAGUACGGAAUAUGAUGUUGAGGAUGAUGAAGGUGAAUCUGAUGAAGAAAAUAUACCUGAGGCUCCACAACCACCAGUUAUAUCUAAACAAGAGGCCCAACCAAAUAAAGCUAACAAGAAUAGACGUAAGAAGAAAAAGAAGAAGGAAGCAAAGCAGAAACGUCGAGAAUCAAAAACUCAAGACAAGUCUAGCAUUGAUGAGACUCAAACUACCAGUGACAAAGAAAAUAAAAAAGAAGCAGAAAUUGAAUAUGUGCAGGAGAAUAUUCAAUUCCAUGAGUUAGAACCGAUGUAUCGGCAAUUUCAUCGUGUUUUAGAAGCAUUCAAAAUUUGUGAGCAGAAAGAAGAGGAGAUUAAAGAAGAAAAGGGAGAUCAGCCUAAACAAAGCAAACUGCUUGAAAAAGUCACUGAUCAAUUUGCAGCUGAUGAAGAAGCUGUGGAGAAACACGCAGCGGAAGAAAAGGAGCGUCUAUCCAAACGGAAAUUGAAAAAGCUGUCUCGUCUGUCAGUUGCGGAAUUGAAGCAAUUAGUAUCACGUCCGGAUGUAGUAGAAAUGUAUGACGUCACAGCGAGAGAUCCUAAACUACUUGUACAGUUAAAGGCGCACAGGAACACUGUACAAGUGCCUAGACAUUGGUGUUAUAAGAGGAAGUAUCUCCAAGGAAAGCGUGGUAUUGAGAAGCCUCCGUUUGAUCUACCGGAUUUCAUUAAGAAGACCGGUAUCAUGGAGAUGAGGGCCUCGCUGCAGGACAAAGAAGAAACAAAAACAUUAAAAGCUAAAAUGCGUGAGCGUUCGAGACCUAAACUUGGCAAGAUCGAUAUUGAUUAUCAAAAGCUUCAUGACGCAUUCUUUAAAUGGCAGACCAAGCCGCGUAUGACCAUCCAUGGGGACUUAUACUACGAAGGGAAAGAGUUUGAAACUCGGCUGAGGGAGAAAAAGCCUGGAGACUUGUCCGAAGAACUUAGGACAGCACUUGGUAUGCCAGUUGGGCCUGGCUCUCACAAGGUGCCGCCCCCAUGGCUGAUCGCUCAACAACGUUACGGGCCGCCACCGUCGUACCCUAACCUAAAGAUUCCGGGGUUAAAUGCCCCCAUACCAGAAGGAUGUGCAUUCGGAUAUCACGCUGGAGGCUGGGGCAAACCUCCUGUAGAUGAAACAGGGAAACCCUUGUACGGAGAUGUUUUUGGACAUCAGUUGAGCGGACAAGAUGACAAUGAAGAUCAGGACAUAGACAGAACAUUGUGGGGUGAAUUAGAAUCUGAAUCUGAAGAGGAGUCGGAAGAAGAGGAAUCGGAUGAAGGCGAGAAGAUGGGCGAGCCUGACGUGGCCACUGGAGUGGCUACACCAGGGGAGGGACUUGUCACUCCCCUGGGCAUUUCCUCUGUUCCCCCUGGCCUGGAGACUCCAGACACUAUUGAGCUUAGGAAGAAGAAAUUGGAUGAUGUUGAAGGUGGAGAGACUCCAGCCCUGUACCAAGUGCUUCCGGAGCGACGUGUCGGUCUCACUGCCGGAAUGAUGGCUUCCACUCACGUGUAUGAUAUUAAUGCGGCUAACCCAGGCAAAGCGCGAGUAUCGGCCGAUGCCAGCAGUGGAGUGGCAACUAAUCCUGGAGUAGUGGAAGUGGCUUUGGACCCUUCAGAGCUGGAAUUAGAACCGGAGGCAGUGGCAGCGAGAUAUGAAAGACAUUUGAGAGACCAACGCCCCUCGAAGCGGGAGGACCUGUCUGACAUGCUGGCGGACCACGUCGCUCGCCAAAAGAAUAAAAGAAAGCGCCAACAGAACACGGACUCAAAGCAAGCAAAGAAGUACAAAGAGUUCAAAUUUUAA
Molecule: messenger RNA, 2730 nt
Organism: Pieris macdunnoughi
Lineage: Eukaryota; Metazoa; Arthropoda; Insecta; Lepidoptera; Pieridae
Source: the annotation of a GenBank genome assembly